Messenger RNA from Seriola aureovittata, 1125 nucleotides. RefSeq names its product homeodomain-interacting protein kinase 2-like. The record is from RefSeq and is a predicted model, not a curated record. The coding region runs from base 19 to 783 and encodes 254 amino acids. Lineage: Eukaryota; Metazoa; Chordata; Actinopteri; Carangiformes; Carangidae. The transcript has 5 exons. Gene Ontology annotation, cellular component: cytoplasm; nucleus. Gene Ontology annotation, biological process: peptidyl-serine phosphorylation; peptidyl-threonine phosphorylation. Gene Ontology annotation, molecular function: protein tyrosine kinase activity; protein serine/threonine kinase activity.
CCUGUGUUUGGUCUCCAGAUGCAGUCCAUCUGUGAAGUCUUGGGCCGACCGGCGGAUCAUCUUCUGGAUGCCGGUCUGAAGACGAGGCAGUUCUUCAUCAAGACUUAUGACAAUCAGUGGACCCUCAAGACACAUGACCAGUAUUGGAAAAACAAGAUUUCCUUUGGAAACAAGAAAUUCUCCUACAGCUCUCUGGAUGAUCUGAAAACAUUGAGCGAGGAGAUGGCAGGUGAAGCUGAAGGAUGGAGGCAGUGCGUCGACUUGCUGAAAGCGAUGCUACAGGUAGACGCCAGCAAGAGGAUCUCUCCCAGGGAGGUCCUGAGGCAUCCCUUCAUCACGCAGAGCUACCUGAACGAAGCUCUGCAGACAGCAACCGAUGAGCUCAGCAGCAGCAGCAGCUACCAGGAUCUGACCGACUUCAGAAGGACAGAGACCGUGAGCGAGACUGACGACAGGACCCAGACUGACCAGGCUCAGGACUCUCGCGGUGACGGAGACGUCACAUCAGAGUGCCUCAGUGACACGCUGAGUUGUGAAACUCUAAUGCUGGAUCCCGACCAGGUUCAGUUCACCAACUCCAACGAGGAGAUCAAGACACUCAUCGCGGAGGAGCCGGAGGACAGCACAGCAGACAAGAGCAACUCUCGCAAGAAUAAAAAGAAGAAGAAGAAGAAGAACACAACCAGACGCUUCUUCUCGUGGAUGAAUUGGACUUUUAGCUGUUGUGUGUCAGUGGAAGUUGAGGUUCUCAACAAAGAUGGCAGCCUUAAAAAACCUACAUAACCAAUGAAGUUUGGCUGCACCGGUGGCUAUAGGGUUCAGUACGCUAAAGACAACAGAAAAUUGAUUACAUAUGAACUGUGAUUGACCGGUAAGUCCAGUCCCGGACAAUGGGAGGAAAAUGGAGUUAGAAACCAGACGUACUGAGUGUUCUCUGUUUGUCUAAAAGAAAACAUCAUGCCGGGAGCAGUCCUGCACAUUGAGGCUUAUUGACUUCAGCUUGACCAACUCCUCUCAAACCCAGUCGGUCGAGGCAGACAGCCGCCCGCCCUGGGCCCGGUUCAGUUGGAGGGUUCUUCCUUUUAAAGGGAGUUUUCCCUCCCCGCUGUCACCAGUUAAUGCUUA